Ceratina calcarata is the source of this 1542-nucleotide messenger RNA. RefSeq names its product dnaJ homolog subfamily C member 28. The record is from RefSeq and is a predicted model, not a curated record. Bases 356 to 1432 code for a protein of 358 amino acids. Lineage: Eukaryota; Metazoa; Arthropoda; Insecta; Hymenoptera; Apidae. The transcript has 5 exons.
UUUUGUCAAUUACUAUUCACGUGACGCUCAGUGUAUUAUAUACACGUGCCUUUUUAAACGUCAAUACAACGUUGCUUUUAAUGCGAAUUUCGAAAAUUGGAUUUAUUUUGUAGCAAUUGUAUUGUUCUUACUAUGUUUACAAUAUUCGACUUUCAUCGAGAAGUGCAUUUUGAGAUAGUGUCAUUCACCCGCAAUACGUGUAACUAUUGAGGAUUUUAAAUGUACGAAUACAGGUUAUUUCGAUUGCAUUUGCAUAAAUAGAAUAGUUUAUAAUGUAUAUUAUAACAAUACAGUUAAUUAUGUAAUCAGAAAACAAAGUAUCGAAAUCGUCGCAGUACACGUUUUCGUAAAAGUCAUGCUAAAAUUCACUCAGUGUUAUCCAAAACUUAGAUCAUGUGUACCUUAUUGGGAAUUUAUGAUCAUAAAAAGGUGUAAACAUCGAAAAGAUCUAAAGAAAUAUUAUCAGACAUUAGAAGUCGCAGAGGACUGUGAGGAUGAAACGUUAAGACUAGCAUUUGUUUAUCAAGUAAAAAAAUUUCAUCCAGACAGUGGUACAUCAGAAGCUAAUGCAGCUAAAUUUACUGAGAUUGAACAUGCUUAUAGACAGAUUCGUAAAGCGAGAAUGGAAGAUAGAGAAAAUAGUAAACACUUACCUGAGGUGGAGGAAUUUGAUAUCAAACAUACAGCACCGCAGCAUCGUCAUUAUUUGGUCUAUAAUGUAGGAAUUGGGACACAUAACAAACGACAAAAGUUGUAUACGAUCGAAAGAGCUCAGAAAGCGGUCGACAAUGUAUUAGAACAUAGAUUGAAAAAGUUGCAAGCCGAAGAGCGUAAUAGUUUAAUCGGGAUAGACAAGCAGCGAGCGAAAGAUAUUAAAACGCGUUUCGGUAUGGAUCGUUUGGUAGAAGAUCUGAUUCAAGAAGCAAUGAAUAGAGGAGAAUUUAAAGAUUUAAAGGGAAUGGGUAAACCAUUAAAAGAGAAUACAAAUACUCGAAAUCCGUAUGUUGAUUACGUUACGUACAAAUUGAACGAGGUACUGAUAGAGAAUGGAUUUAUUCCGGAGUGGAUACAGCUAUCCAAAGAAAUUAAUGAAGAUACGGAGAAUUUACGAAAGCAAUUGACAAAAGCUCGUAAUAAUAUAGGGCUUCUACCAUUAAGUUAUACCGACGAAAGGACUUGGAAAAAUACUAUAGAGGACUUAAAAUCCACAACAAAACGAAUAAAUAGUAAAAUCGAUAAAUACAACUUGUUGGUGCCCAUACUUCAGAAACAGAAGCUUCAUAUUAAGCUAGAUGACCUUGCGAAUGAAGCACUUUCAGUGCCACCGCGCAAAAAUGUUGUCGAGAAUAAUUCAAAGAAUAGAGAUACUGAUUUUUCUGUUAACAAGGAACCAGAUUUAUUUCAAACAAUAUUUUCUAUUUUUGGUAAAUAAUUCUUGUAGAAAAUAUAUGAUUUUCCAAUGUAAUCAUUGUUUAUAUCUAUUCUGUGAUAGAUCUAACACGUAUGAAAAUAGACUUAGAAAAUAUAUGAUACAUCAAACAA